GUUGGUCAUUCCUUAUAGAUGUCUGGAAAUGUGGAAAAUUUUGCCAUAAUUUGUUACCACACAAUUUUCAUACUUUGAAAGUUGAAUCCCAGAAGAAAUCUAUGUACUCAUCUCCUCCCCCCAAAUAUAUAUAUAUAUACCGGAAAAAUUUGGUAACCUGUUUCUCCUUUCCCUUCUUCAACGGCAAUAGCAUAUAAGGAGACCCUCCAUUUAUUUCUUUGAAGAACAAUAAAUUGGAGGAUUUGUUUUACUUUUUUAUAAAUAUUUUGGGGGGAGAAGUUCCCUAGAAGAUGAUAAGAUGGUGGUGGGUUUCUGCUUUUCAAUUAGUCGAGCUGUUUGUUAGCUCAAUGGUUCAUCUUUUAUAUGGGUUUUAUGUAUAUAGCAUUGUUGUUGAUGGGGACCUUCCUCAAGCUUUGAGUGAUAGGAUUUUCAAGUCUAAUGCAAGUUUAGAGGUGAAAAGACAAGAUCCCAGUAAAACCAACGUUGAUGAUCUCCCUCCUAUUGUUUUGGUUCAUGGCAUUUUUGGUUUUGGCAAAGGAAAAUUUGGAAGUGUUUCAUAUUUUGCAGGGGCUGAGAAGAAAGACGAGAGGGUCCUUAUGCCUGAUUUGGGUUUUUGUAGAAAUUUGGAAGUGUUUCCUUUUGUGUUUCAUAUCCCGCAUCGUCGAGAUACUAUAAGAUGGCAGGAUAAGCUAUAUAUAAAACAAGCGGGCUUGUGCAGUUCGAAACAUAUUUUUCUUGGCAUUUUGGCUAAGAGUCGAGCUUGA
Hibiscus syriacus is the source of this 764-nucleotide messenger RNA. RefSeq lists its product as uncharacterized. The transcript has 2 exons. NCBI's taxonomy places the organism in Eukaryota, Viridiplantae, Streptophyta, Magnoliopsida, Malvales, Malvaceae. The record is from RefSeq and is a predicted model, not a curated record. The coding region runs from base 291 to 764 and encodes 157 amino acids.